AUGGCAUCCUCCGCCGAUCCCGGUCCGGUCUACUUCUGGAAAGAGUCUGAUCCAGAGGCCGGGUAUCUUUCGCAAUGGUACUACUGUCCGUUCCGCGAUGACAAGGAUGAAAGGAUCAGGUAUAAGACCGCUGAACAUUAUAUGAUGUUCCAAAAAGCCAUGCUUUUUAAAGAUGAACACACAGCCAUCGAAGUGCUGAGAGCAGCAACACCUCGCAAAGUGAAAGCUCUUGGACGCAAGGUCAAAAAUUUCAACGAAGCAACAUGGCUCAAGCAUCGUUGUGACAUUGUACGACACGGCAACAUUCUCAAAUUCACUCGUGCUAUUUCGGAAAAGGGGUACAAAAAGGGUUCACCCGGAGGCAAGCCUCUCGAGGGAUCAUUACUCGAUACGCUGCUCCGUACAGGCGACAGAGAGCUUGUCGAGGCGAGUCCGUUUGAUCCUGUUUGGGGUAUUGGGUUCAAGGCCGCCGACGCAGAGGCCGCGAGGGGGUCAUGGGGCGAGAAUCUGCUAGGGAAAGAGUUGAUGGCGGCCAGAAGUAUCCUGAGGAAGAAGAGAGAUCAAGGACAACUGUAG
Messenger RNA from Fusarium pseudograminearum CS3096, 576 nucleotides. RefSeq lists its product as uncharacterized. The transcript has 2 exons. The record is from RefSeq and is a predicted model, not a curated record. Bases 1 to 576 code for a protein of 191 amino acids. Lineage: Eukaryota; Fungi; Ascomycota; Sordariomycetes; Hypocreales; Nectriaceae.